AUGUCCAAUCAGCAGGAUUCUUGGUCUGCACAGCAACGUCCGAUUGGACAGCAAUUCAACCGCCAACACCCACCAGUUCUUCCACCCCCGGCCACUUUAGAACAAGGAGGUCAACAAUUUUAUCCAUUACCCAGUUUGCCUAGUCUUGGAAAUGGAAGUGGCCACCCCCAACAUGGACAUCAAUUCACAAUCCCAUCCAUCAAUCCUAUCAAUGAUACAGCCCAACUCGGACAGGUUUCUGACCAUUCGAGACAAAGUACUGAUAUCAGAAGGCCAUCUGGAGUUGGAGUUGGAGUUGGAUUUGGCACCCCUGGAAGUGCCCCAUUACCACCACCUGCAUCUCUAGCCAACUUGAAUUCGGAGGGAGGGGUACUUAUCAAUAACGAUAUUGGCACAUCUCAGCAACAUAUUCACCACGCGCAACAACAACCACAACAGCAGCAGCAACAGCAACAGCAGCAGCAGCAGCAACAGCAGCAGCAGCAGCAACAGCAACUGAUUCCUCCCCAACACCAACUUCAGCAACAGAACCCAUCAAAUACGACACAACUUCAACAACAUUCUCCGUUGGGAAGUAAUUCGACAGCCGUUUCUGGGCUUCCGAACAGAUCAUCUACAAGCAAUGUUUACAGACCAUUGAAUGUGAAGGAUGCUUUAUCGUAUUUAGACCAGGUCAAGAUCCAGUUCUAUAAUCAGGCUGAGGUCUACAACAACUUUCUUGACAUUAUGAAAGAUUUCAAAUCACAAAGCAUUGAUACCCCUGGUGUUAUCGAUAGAGUGUCAACUUUGUUUAAGGGUCAUCCAAAUUUAAUUCAAGGCUUUAAUACAUUUUUACCUCCUGGGUAUAAAAUUGAGUGUUCCAUGGACCCAUCAGAUCCAAAUCCUAUUCGCGUGACCACUCCUACUGGAACCACCACACGGCCGAAUAUUGCGGUCACAGCCUACAAUCAAGGUUGGAAAAACGAUGAAGCCUCCGCUGUGGCCGCUGCAGCCCAACAACAACAACAACAGCAUCAACAACAACAAAUCGACGAUUCCGCCAAUCAAGCAAAUGGAUCUGGGCAAAUAGAUUUCAACCAUGCAAUCUCUUAUGUUAACAAAAUCAAGACCAGAUUUGCUAAUCAACCUGAUAUUUAUAAGCAUUUUCUUGAAAUAUUGCAAACAUAUCAAAGGGAACAAAAGCCUAUUGCAGAAGUUUAUGAGCAGGUUACAGAAUUGUUUUCAAAUUGCCCUGACCUCUUGGACGAUUUCAAGCAAUUCUUACCUGAUACCAGUAAUCAGGGCUAUGCCCAACAACAAGUGCAGGAAAAACACUUUGUUGGCAACGGAAAUCAAUUACCCCCAGUGGGAAACUUUGGACCUAUUGGACCCAGCCCAUCUCAUUCUCCAUACGGACAACAAAAUCAGCGUUUGCAAGGAGUUCCAGGUACAGCCCAUGACCACCAAAAGGGCGUUUUCGAGACCGCUCAGGGUAUACAAAACUUUUCACGGAAAAAGUCUGUGACAGAGGUUGAGGCUGAGAAUUAUAGCCAAGAAGUUCAGUACUCUGGUGUUCGCUCUGGUUUAGUUGAUCCCAGACAAAACAAAGUUGCUGCUCGUGCUGGUAUCAUCCCAGGUCAAAUAGUUGCCACUCCACCUGUCAAUCCAACAUUGAUUCCUGGUAUUCCUGAGCCUGUUCCACCUCCAGGAACUGCCAAAUCUUCUUCGCUUUCGGAAGAAAUCAGCUUUUUUGAUAAAAUCAAGCGUGCGUUGGGUAACAAGCAAACUUAUAGCGAGUUUUUAAAACUUUUGAAUUUAUUUACACAAGAUAUCAUUGACAAGGAAACUUUGGUUGAGCGUGUUGAUGCAUUUUUAGGUGACUCCAAUGCAGAUUUAUUUGAGUGGUUCAAAUUGUUUGUCGGUUAUGAAGAUAAACCACAGAAUUUGGAGAAUAUUACGUUCAAAAAACACGCCUUGGAGCUCUCAUUGUGUAAGGCUUACGGCCCCUCUUACAGACAGCUUCCUAAAGCCGAGACUUUCAUGCCUUGUUCAGGACGUGAUGAGAUGUGUUGGGAAGUAUUGAAUGAUGAAUGGGUUGGUCAUCCUACCUGGGCUUCUGAAGAUUCUGGUUUUAUUGCUCAUCGUAAAAAUCAAUAUGAAGAGAUUUUGUUUAAAAUUGAGGAGGAAAGACUUGAAUUCGAUUACUAUAUGGAAUCAAAUUUGCGAACCAUCCAGAUAUUGGAAACCAUUGCAAACAGGAUUGCCAAUAUGACUCCCGAACAGAAGGCAAACUUCAAGUUACCUCCUGGCUUGGGUCACAAUUCGACUACAAUUUACAAAAAGGUGAUCAGAAAAAUUUACGACAAAGACCGUGGGUUUGAGGUGAUUGAUGCAUUGCAUGAAAAUCCAGCUAUUGCAGUCCCUAUUGUGUUGAAAAGGUUAAAACAAAAGGAUGAGGAGUGGAAGCGUGCACAGAGAGAGUGGAAUAAGGUCUGGAGAGAAAUGGAGCAAAAAGUCUUUUACAAAUCCUUGGAUCACUUAGGUUUGACAUUCAAACAGGCCGAUAAGAAGCUACUCACAGCUAAGCAGUUGGUAAGUGAAAUUAGUACCGUCAAGGUGGAGCAACAAAACAAAAGGCUUCAUCCACUCACCCCUAAACCACAGGAACAAUUAAAUUACGAGUUUGGUGAUAACGACGUCUUAUUUGAUAUUUUGAAACUCGCAAACGUUUUUAUAAACCGUUCAUCAACGUACUCAGCCUAUGAUAGGAGAAAAUUGACUCAGUUCUUUAAAUUUUUUAUUUCUUUGUUUUUCGGAAUCCCCACAGAGACUGUUGAUGAUGCUUUGACAAAGAGGGGUGGUGUUGAAAGUAACGAAGAAAAUGAUGAAGAGGAGCCCGCUAGUGUACAGAAUAAUGUUUCCGAGUCUUCAAAGAAAAGAGGCCGCGAGUCGGACUUGUUGAAGGAUGUGUUGAAAAAGGCUUCUAAAUCCAAAAAGGACGACCGAGCGGAUUCUCCAGGUCCACAGUCCUUGGAAAAUAUUGCGCAGGAAUUGAACGAUGAGCUUGAAAGAUCAAGUGAAUUGUGGGUCAAAUCGGCCAACACCAAGUAUUCUCAAGCUGAAGAGGCAACUUCCCAAACUAAGCGUAGCAAAUUUAACUUGUUCUGCAAUACCACGAUUUACGUGUUUUUCCGCCAUUUGAGAACAUUGUACGAAAGGCUAUUGGAGAUAAAGAAUAUGAAUGAGGCUGUUGGAAAGGAUAUUAGAAACCGCAAGUAUCCACAAUUUGCAAAAGAUUUGAAUCUUGUUUCACAUCAGUUGGAAGAUAUGGGAGUAAACAUUGUCGGUACAAAGGACUGUUAUCAGCAAGUUCUAAGUUUGGCUAGUAGGUUAAUCGAGGGUGAUAUUGAACACCAAUGGUUUGAGGAGAGCUUGCGUCAGGGGUACAAGAACAAGGCCUACAAGAUGUAUACCGUUGACAAGGUUAUCCAAGCUUUGGUAAAGCACAUGCACACCAUGGUCACGGAAACAAAAACUUCGGAAAUCAUAGUCCUAUUUGAAAACGAUCGUACCAAACCUACUUCAAGUGCAAAGGAACAGAUUCUUUAUCGUAUUCAGGUUCGCAGUUUAAUGUCUUCUGAUGAAAACAUGUUCAAGAUCACUUACAAUGAGGAUACACACAGGGUCAACAUUCAAUUUAUUAGUUUAGAUGAUCUCACUUUGAACGAUCAAGUCAGCACUGAAGAACAAUACAACUACUAUGUAACCAGCUACAUCAUGUCACACCCUACAGAGGGUGUCCCUGCAUCGAAAUUGAAUAUGCCAUUCCUAAAACCAUUCAUAGAGCUGGUUGAUGAAGAUGAUGUCGAAGGUCGUGUUGCUUCUGAGUUGAAGGUUUCAAUCUGUGAAAACUCGUACCGUUUAUACUUUGAAGCUGGAUCACACGACGAAUUUGUCUCCAAUAGUGUCUACAAAAAGCCGGUAGAAGAGGCUGCUAAUAGUGAUGACAAGGUGACAUCCUUGAAAGCUUUAGUGGAUGGUGAAUACGGCUGGGAAUCAACCCUAGAAGAAAACGAAGAUGAAGCUGCUGCAGAUGACGCUACCCGAGUAUUGUUUGAAGAGGGAGGUAAAAAUUAUAAGAAUUAUUUGAAGGAGUUGAGUCUGAAAGCUACUGCUGACACAGAAGCUGUUGAAAAAGAAGAUGGUGGAGAUGCCAAGGAAACCAACGAUGAACCAAAUAAAAAAGAGGACGAGCCUGUCGAUGAGAAGAAAGAUGAAGGAGAAGCCAAAGAAGAAGCUGUAAAUUAG
This is a messenger RNA of Lodderomyces orthopsilosis Co 90-125, 4287 nucleotides long. RefSeq names its product transcriptional regulator (gene SIN3). The transcript is spliced from 4 exons. Gene Ontology annotation, molecular function: transcription corepressor activity. Gene Ontology annotation, cellular component: Sin3-type complex; chromatin. Bases 1 to 4287 code for a protein of 1428 amino acids. Gene Ontology annotation, biological process: negative regulation of transcription by RNA polymerase II. Lineage: Eukaryota; Fungi; Ascomycota; Pichiomycetes; Serinales; Debaryomycetaceae. The record is from RefSeq and is a predicted model, not a curated record.